This is a messenger RNA of Hyposmocoma kahamanoa, 4482 nucleotides long. RefSeq names its product protein pygopus-like. The transcript has 2 exons. Bases 123 to 1592 code for a protein of 489 amino acids. Lineage: Eukaryota; Metazoa; Arthropoda; Insecta; Lepidoptera; Cosmopterigidae. The record is from RefSeq and is a predicted model, not a curated record.
AAAUAGACACAAGCAGUCUUCCGGCACGUUGUUAAGCUUUCUUGUGACAAUGCGAAGUCUUACUCGCCAACUUAUUUGCUAAUUCAUGAUGGUUGUCAGAUCUGAAACUGAAUAGUCUCACGAUGAGUCACAAUUUGGCGGGUAUGCCGUCGUACAGGCUGCCUGGCCCUGGGCUGGGACCGCCGGACUUCAAGCCACCGAUGGAUACGCCGACCUCAUCGGCGCCGGCGCCUAGCAACCCGAAGAAACGAAGAAAAACUAAUAACGCCAAUAAUACCAUUACACCUCAACCACCUCCAACAGCACAGGACCUAUUGCCACCUCCAUUAACAGGAUAUGGAGACACUAUUGUGGCAUCUAACCCUUUUGAUGACUCUCCAUCCACUGUCUCGUCCUCACACAAUGGACCAAUGAUGAGUCAAAAUGGGCCAAUGAUGAACCAAAACGGUCCCAUGGGUAUGAUGGGACCUAUGCAUGGUAUGGGUGGACCUCCAAUGAGGCACAUGAGCCCUCUACCUCACAACAUGAGUCCUAUGAAUCAGCAGAUGCCACCAAGAGGUGGAAUAAGUCCAAUGGGUAACAUGAGUCCUAUGGGUCAUAUGGGUGGUAUGUCACCAAUGGGAGGUCCGAACAUGGGCAUGAGCAACCACAGUAUGGGUCCAGGCAUGGGACCACAAUCCAGGUCCAUGGGCAGCCCAAUGAGUCCUAUGAAUUCUAUGCCAAUGGGUUCACCUAUGUCGUCUGGACCUUUAGGUAGCCCAAUGAAUAUGGGGUCAAUGGCUGGAAGCCACAUGAGCAAUAGUCCUAUGGGACCACCUAUGCAUAGUCCAUUAGGUGCAGGUUCAAUGAACGGUCCUAUGAAUGGCCCUAUGGGAGGAGGAGGCCCUGGUAUGAAUGUUCCUAGGAUGAAUGGCCCAAUGGGCCCCAACUGUUCUAAUGGCUCUAUGGGCCCCAGUAGUUCUAUAAUGUCAUCAAGUCCGAUGUCAAGUGGUGGUAUGGGUCCUGGUCACUGUGGUCCAAUGAGACAUGGAAGUCCGAUGGGAUCAGGAAUAGGAAGUGGACCUAUGGGUGGCAAUGGGCCUAUGACAUCUAUGGGACCAGGCCCUCCAUAUAGCGGAAGUCAUAUGGGACAUGGGGGACCUAUGGGGAUGGGUGGAGGGGGAUCUAUGGGGAUGGGCCCAGGUCCAGGUAAUAUGGGAAGUUGCGGUCCUUUAGCUGGUAUGAGUGGUAUGGCCAUGGGGGGUCCAGGAGGCCAAGGCGUGGGACCAAUGGGACAAGGAAUGGGUAUGUUUGGUCCUAAACCAAUGCCUGUGAGCGCUGGGAAAGUGUAUCCUCCAGAACAGUCAAUGGUGUUCAACCCUCAGAAUCCAAAUGCGCCACCCAUUUACCCAUGUGGAGUAUGUCACAAAGAAGUACAUGAUAAUGAUCAAGCUAUUUUAUGUGAAUCUGGAUGCAACUUUUGGUUUCACAGGGGCUGCACAGGCCUAACAGAGCCUGCGUUUCAACUACUUACUGCAGAGGUUUACGCCGAAUGGGUUUGUGACAAGUGCCUGCACUCUAAGAACAUCCCUCUAGUGAAAUUUAAGCCAUAGCGUUGCGCUUUACCCUCCCCUCUACUUUUACCCCCACUAUAACUCUCACCCUCUUCCUACAUCACAAAAUAUUUAUUUCACGUCAUUGAUGAACACUAUAAAGUGACUAAAGUGAUCUUGGGCAUGAAUUCGGAAUGUUAGUAGUCUUAUUAAGAAGGAUCUCAUUGGAUAAGAGUAUUUGAAUAGCCUCACACUUGUCUUUGUUGGUGGUAUUUUAAAAUGUUUCUUAUGACAUCCUGGUGACAUCAGUAUAUUGGAAUUUGCUAGUCUAGCAUUCAUAUAGACUGCAGCAGCUUCGACAUUGUGAGGAGUCUGGCUACUAUAAAAAUAGUUCGUGUUUGAGUUUAAAUCGCGUGAAAAUCACCAUUCUUGUUGCUCAAACAUAGUAACAUUAUUGUAGCUGGCACGGUAUGAACUGACGACUUAAAAAUGUAUUUAAAAAAAAUUUAUUACAAACCAAUGUUUUGACCUUUACAUACUCUUUAUACAAUCGAUAGUAAAAUGCUAAUGAUGAAAAUGCAGACGGUCCUGUUAUCUAGUCUGUUAUUGUCAUUGUAACUUAUUUAUUUUAAUGUAAUAAUACUAAGGAGUAAAGUAAAUCAUGGUUGAUAUAAAAUUAGAUGGAAUCGUCGCACGUUUUCCUGCAUUAGGCAUAUCUCUUAAAAGCAAUUUGAUGUGAUUUUUGAGUAGAAUGUUGCUAGCACAUGUAGACGCUAAGUCGUGCUUAUAAGCAAUAAUGUGUUGGCCGCCCAAGAAUUUUCAAUGUCAGUAUGGUGCGCCGCUUUUAGUCUAUGCAUAUUGUAAAUAUUUUAGAAUAAGUCUUAAUACUAUCCGCCUUAUGAUAGUGGUGAAUUUUAGUGUACAUUCUGAAAUGAUACACAAAUCCAGUAUUUGUUCUUCUCACUGCUCUGGUUGGGUUGCAACAUCAGUAGUGAUUUUGUCAUUAUUUAAUUGUCGUAUUGAUGCGAUCACUUUUAAAACUAUUUUUAUGGCAGUAUGUCUUCCCAGUUAUUCUCUAAAGACGAUUUUGAUAUACAGGUGGUAUUUAUUUUAUUUCACUAGGAUUUGAGAGAGUGAUCUACUUUAAAAACACGAAAAUAAAAACAAGAUUGCCCCAAGUGUUGCGGUGAACACAGAUUUUUUCACGACUUCACGUGGUUCGCGUAUAGUAAAUUUUUCGUUUUCUUUGGUAGAAGUAAUUCCAAAAAUAUAGGGAAAUAAGUAAAUGUCGUUUAUAUAGAUUCAAGAGUUGUCUUUAUAGUCGUUUAACUCAAUCAAGGCAAAAUUGUUGAUAAGGGCGGUAGACGGACCUUCGUUUCGCUAUAAUUGAUUAUAAUGUACUUAUUAUUUUGGUGCCCUAGUUUUGCAUGUAAUAUUACGCGCGUUAUAUUACGUACAUGUACAUAACGAUGAAUCCAUACGCUUUGUUAAGAAUAAGAGUGUUACAUGUGUUUGUCAAUUUAUAACUUUUGGAGAUUUUUUAAUCGUAAUGUAACAUAAGGUAUGUGUAAAUAUUUUGUGUAGUAUUUUAGACCUUUUAGUGAACUGAGAUUAUGCAUCUUGAAUUAAUUGUCCCAGAUCCCAUGCGGUUGUGAAUAGUGACUUAUUUCGUGUGAAUUAGGUGCAAUAUGCACCAAGCGUCACUUAAAUCUGGGACUCAUGGCAAUAUUGAAACGUCUCUUAAAUAAAGGGCUAUGCGAUUCGAAGUAUAAUUUGUAUAAAUAGAUGAAUAUGUGCUUCGUUUUCAAAAUGCUCUUAAGCCUUAAACGACGUUUUGGUAUGCAAUGGAUAAUCUUGUAAUAACUUAAUUUGCCAUCUUGUGUGAACAAUAGAAUUCAUGUAAAGUUGUAUUACAAAUUAAAAGUAGAAAUUGAACUAUUGUUAUGGAUAUAGAAAUUAUAUAUUCUUUUGUGACACUCGAUUUUUUUUUAAACAAUCGUGAAGGUGAAAUUAAGAGAAAAUGAUAGUUUUGUUUAAAAAGAAAUCUAUAAUUAUGUAUAAUUGUAGAUAAAUCCAAUUCCUUAUUUACUAAGUCGGCGAAUGUUUCACGUUUUAUUACUUAUUAGUAUAUUCCGACCCAAACUAUUCUGUGCCAUUUCUCUUUGCAAAUAUCGGCUAGUAUGCAUUAAGGGUAGUUACAAUGUCUUAAGAAUAUUACAAAGCCUAGAAACUAAACUUUAGUAAGCAAACUUAAUGAAAUGUAUGGUGCAAGUAAAGCCUAGUACUAAUACCUCUUAGACUUCUAAAGAUAGUUCUAGUUGGCCGUUAUCUUAAUGUUAAUUUUAUAUAUCAAGAUUUAGUUGUUAGGAAGUCAACUAUGUUUCCUUUUAAUAGAUUUCAUAGCAGAAUAAGAGUGUCCAAGUUUGUCGAAUGGUAUUAGAAAAAGAACAUUUUCUAUUGUCAAUUCAGUGGGAAAUUUAUAUACCACUAAAACGCUCAGCAGAGUUCAGCAUCGAGCAUCCAAACGAUAUAUAACUUAAAGUACGCAUGCGGACGUCUUUAAUAGUCGAUAUUACCACGGAAAACAGCAGAUGUCGUUGUAGCCAGUUAUUCGUGAUAUAGCCCGAAUGCCGAAGCUUACACCGUCGAUUCAAAACAACCGAUUGUUUUCGUUAGUCAACCGGAUUAUCUCAAUACUUGAAAAUGGUACGGUUGGCCUCUGCUAGAGUUGUACAAACAUGGCGUUCAAAUCAAUUAAAAAAAGUAUUGGCUUGUACAGCUUGAUGUGUGACUGAGAACGGACGGACGGGCAACGGAAAAUAAGUUAGGAAAUAAUAUUAGAAUAUUCUAAGUCUUGCCUCUUAAAUACACAUUUAUUUUUAUUUUAUGUAUAUGUAUCACGUAAAUUAUUAUUGUCACCUAUAUGAACCCAUUUUUUAAAUUAACAUAC